This is a messenger RNA of Trifolium pratense (red clover), 2923 nucleotides long. RefSeq lists its product as uncharacterized. Lineage: Eukaryota; Viridiplantae; Streptophyta; Magnoliopsida; Fabales; Fabaceae. Gene Ontology annotation, cellular component: plasma membrane. The transcript has a single exon. Gene Ontology annotation, molecular function: calcium ion binding; protein binding. The record is from RefSeq and is a predicted model, not a curated record. Bases 298 to 2685 code for a protein of 795 amino acids.
UAUUUAGCAUAUAAAUACUGUUAAUUUCUAUAAUUGAAUAUUAAUUAUUGUCAUUGUAAUAAUAGUAUUUUAAUAUCAAAUGAAUGAGAUAAUAGAGUGGCUAUAAGAGGUAACAAAGCUCAAUUAGUCACAUAUAUUUAUUUAUAGAUUUUAAAAAAUAAAACAAAAAAUAAAAACCCCCCCAAAAAAAAACCAUAAUUCUUGAAGCUGGUAACAAGCUUUCAGAUCUAUCUACUUGGAUUUAUUGAAGCUGGUUACAAGCUUCCAGAUCCUUCUUAUUCGAUUUUGACGUCAAAUAUGGCGACGAGAGGUACUAGAUCGGAAAAAGUGCGACGAAUUUUCAACCAAUUUGAUUCGAAUCAUGAUGGGGGUCUCAACAGAGAAGAAAUGGCAUCGCUUGUUGGUGCUGUAAACCCUAGGGUUAAAUUCAGCGAUGAACAAAUCAACGCUAUUUUAGAUGAGGUUUUCAGAACCUAUGCUGAAUUCAUCGAUGGUGAGAGGGGUCUAACCUAUGAGGGUCUUCUUCGUACCUAUGAUGAUGGUGCUGGUGAUGUUGAUAGAGAUUUUGAUGCUCUUGCUCUUGACAUUAAUGCUGCUGAUGAUGAGGAGGGUAGUAAGGCUCCUGUGCCGGUUUCGGAGGCUUCUUCGUCGUCGAUUGUUGAUGAGAGGAUGGCUGUUGAGUCACAGAAGAAGCAACGGACGGCUGCGUGGGCGGUGUCGCCGAAUCAUGGUAUUGUUUUUGAUGAUACGUGGAAAAUUGUUGAUGAUUUAGAGAUUUUGAUUAAGAGGUUGAAGUUAAAGCAAGCUAAAGAUGGGAAAGUGAAAGGUGAAAAUUUUGAUGCUUAUUCUGAUGCGGGUUGGUCGAGAGAAUUGGGACCUUCUACGGAGAUUUCGGAGAAGAGAGUGGUUUGGGAUGAAUCAGGACAUGAUUAUGGUGUUUUUGUGAAGGAAGUAGCUGGUUUGAGGAGUAGAGCUGAUAGUGCUAGAUCAAGAGAAGAAGCUUUUGAUGGACAAAUGGCAAUUGGUAGGGUUUUGUAUGAACAUCAAUUGUUUAAGGAAGCUUUGAUUAGUUUCAAGAGGGCUUGUGAAUUGCAACCUGUGGAUGUUAGGCCUCAUUUUAGAGCUGGUAAUUGUUAUUAUGUUCUUGGAAGGUAUAAGGAAGCUAAGGAAGAGUUUUUGUUGGCACUUGAAGCUGCUGAGGCUGGUGGAAAUCAAUGGGCUUAUUUGUUGCCACAGAUUUAUGUUAACCUUGGUAUUUCGUUGGAAGGGGAAGGUAUGGUUUUGAGUGCUUGUGAGUAUUAUAGGGAGGCUGCAAUUCUUUGUCCUACACAUUUUAGAGCUUUGAAACUCUUGGGUAGUGCUCUUUUUGGUGUUGGGGAAUAUAGAGCUGCCGUCAAGGCCCUUGAGGAGGCUAUUUUCAUGAAGCCCGAUUAUGCUGAUGCACAUUGUGAUUUGGCUUCGGCGUUGCAUGCUAUGGGUGAGGAUGAGAGGGCGAUUGAGGUUUUUCAGAAGGCUAUUGAUUUGAAACCGGGUCAUAUUGAUGCUCUUUAUAAUUUAGGUGGGUUGUAUAUGGACCUUGGUAGGUUCCAGAGGGCUUCUGAGAUGUAUACCAGAGUUUUGGCUGUGUGGCCGAAUCAUUGGCGGGCACAAUUGAACAAGGCGGUGUCGUUGCUAGGAGCUGGGGAGAACGAAGAAGCCAAAAGAGCUUUGAAGGAAGCAUUGAAAAUGACAAAUAGGGUUGAGUUGCACGACGCAAUAUCACAUUUGAAGCAGCUGCAGAAAAAGAAGAACAAACCUAAUGGGGCUAUUCCGGGAGAAUCGCCAUUUGUCAUAGUUGAACCUACCAAGUUUAAGACAGUUGGAGAAAAGACUACUGUGAGGCAGGAACUAGCUAGUGCUUUGCAAAUCAGAGCACUUCAGAAGGUUGCUAGGUUGAAUCGUUGCAAUGUUGAGCUGUUGAAGAAGGAAAUGAGUGAACGCGAUGUUCCAGUGUCCUAUUCUGGUAGCGGAGUGCCUGAAAAAUCCAUUCGGAAACCGAACUUGGAAGAAAUUCUUCGCAAACUGCUUAUUUUUCUGAAGCCAGACACUUUUCAAGGAGCUGUGAAAGCCAUAAAUGAGAGGAUUCUUUCGGUUUUGGAUGAAAACGGUUCAGGCAGGUUAGAUCUUGGAAUGUUCUAUGCUAUUCUUGCUCCCAUUUGUGGUGGUCCUUCGGAGAGACGUAAAAGGAUCGCCUUCGAUGCACUGUUGUGGCGUCCCAUGAAUGAAGGUGGUGCUAAUUUAAAGAAAGUUGAUGCCGUCAGAUACAUCAAGUUGUUAAGGGCUAUUUAUGUUCCUUCCCAUGGUUCUAGUGAAUUAAUGGAGCUUCACGGAGACGUAGACACUUCAAUGGUGUCUUUCUCUGAGUUUUUAGUUAUGUUUGAUGAUCCAGAUUGGGGUUUUGGUAUUAUGCCUAUCUUAGUGAAACUUGAAACAGGAGAUAGAAACCGACACGGCAAAACCAUGUGCUCGGUUUGCCGGUACCCGAUUAUUGGUUCACGUUUUAAGGAGAUAAAAUCUCAUUUUAAUUUGUGUAACCAAUGCUACAGUGAAGGAAAAGUGCCUUCUACAUUUAAGCAGGAAGAAUACAGAUUUAAGGAGUAUGGAAAUGAGAGUGAAACCAUGAAAGAUAAGUGUACGUGCUUUUAAGUAAUAAUGAAAAGUAGAUAGAGGAAUUCAAUCUUUUUUUUCUCUUCGGAUUUUUGUUUGAUUAUUAUCUUGUAUCAUUCUCCAAUCUUGUUAUUCUAGCUUUUCAGUGUGAAAUAUUUAGCUGGUGAGUUCAUUGUUUUAGGCUUUUAGCAACUGUUUAUAGUUAUCGUGAGACCUUUCACCUUUUUCGCGAUAAACAUUUGUGUUGAUUAUGAAUAUGAUCAUGCUUCUUUAUCCA